AUGGCGGCGACGGCGGGAGGGGGGGUGAGUGAGCACGACAGGAGGGCGCUGGUGAAGGCCCUGAGGGAUGGCGACGCCGACGAAGCGAGCGCUAUCCUCGAGCGCCGCCCGAACCUCGCGACGAGCCUCACGCCGCAGCCCCUGGUGCACCUGGCCGUGAAUGCGCCCGCCCACGCCUCGAGGCUGCUCAGCCUGCUGCUGGACGCGGGGGCCUCGCUGGACACGACCAAUUCGCGAGGACUGACAGCCCUUCAUGUGGCGGCUCUGCGCGGCAGCAGCGCAUGCGUGCGCAGGUUGCUGGCUGCAGGAGCUGAUGUGAAUUAUCAGGACAGCGACGGGCGGAUCCCCUUGUUCUACGCCGCGCGCAGCCGUCGGGACGCCGCGAGAAGGUGCCUGCAGAUGCUCCUGGAGGCUGGCUCUUCGCUGGAUGUCCCUGACACCUACGGCGCGACGCCCCUCCACGCCGCCGUCGAGGCAGGCAAUGCAGCGGCCGUGGAGGCGCUGCUGAGGGCGGGAGCCAAUCACGCCUGCAGGGACGCAGAGGGUCGCACGCCACUCCACUCGAGAAGGCCAUCAGGUACAAGUCCUCCGUCGCCCACACAAUGCUGGGCGCGGGGAUGGCUGUACAGGGCGACCUGCAAGACAGCGACCUGCGCGUGUACUUCCACCUGA
Messenger RNA from Penaeus vannamei (Pacific white shrimp), 672 nucleotides. The record is from RefSeq and is a predicted model, not a curated record. Lineage: Eukaryota; Metazoa; Arthropoda; Malacostraca; Decapoda; Penaeidae.